Molecule: messenger RNA, 1750 nt
Organism: Daucus carota subsp. sativus
Lineage: Eukaryota; Viridiplantae; Streptophyta; Magnoliopsida; Apiales; Apiaceae
Product: E3 ubiquitin-protein ligase ATL6
Exons: 1
Coding region: 179-1348 (389 amino acids)
Source: RefSeq, a predicted model, not a curated record
UCACGACUUACCUUAGAAAUACAUUUUUUGUAUGUACCUGUCAUUUACUAUAUAUUAUUCUCAAUCUCAUCUUCAUCAUUCUCUCUUUAUAUAAAGCAAAGCAAACACUCCGUUGUCUCCGCCGCAUGUACUCCCCCACUCUCCCAAAAAAAACACAAUUUUUCGAAAUAAUAACGUUAUGGAAAUAAAAAUGUGUACAUUUCCGGCAACUAAACGCCAUGCAUGUCUCGUGUUAUCUCUCAUUUUUCCGGCCAUCUCCGCCGUCAACGGCCAGGUCGGCGCAACUCCGGGGACGCCGGACCCCUACCCCUACGCGAAGUUCAGCCCUUCAAUGGCUAUAAUUAUUGCUGUCUUAGUGACGGCACUUUUUUUCAUGGGAUUUUUUUCUAUUUAUAUACGGCGCUGCUCUCAGUCGAGCGAGGGGAGCGUGCGGGCCACGCUCUCCAUGCGGUCCCGACGCGCUGCUGCGGCGCGUGGGCUGGACGCGACGGCCAUCGACGCGCUUCCGACGCUUGCUUACUCGGAGGUGAAGGGCUUGCAUGUCGGGAAAGGCGCGUUGGAAUGUGCGGUUUGUUUGAAUGAAUUUGAGGAUGAGGAGACUUUGCGCUUGCUUCCCAAAUGUGACCAUGUUUUUCAUUUGGAGUGUAUUGAUAUGUGGCUAGCUUCUCAUACUACAUGUCCGGUUUGCCGAGCCGAUCUUGUACCAGUUGCUGGUGAACCGGUGGAGCAGCCGCGAGAAUCGCCGGUUUCGGGUUUGGUUCAUGAGGGAGAUCAUGUGGUGGAGAGUGAUCAGCCACGGGGAGAAGUUCAUGUAACGAUUGUGCCUGAUGAAAAUCAAGAAAAGCCUACUAGUUAUUUGCUGGAGAUGCCUAAACCGGAUGUGAUGAAGCGAGCCGGCAGUGUGAAAGUGAACCGGCCGCCAAGAUCCGGUUCAGUCCGGUCCAAGUUAGCUGAGUUUGGAAAUUUGUUUCCCCGAUCACACUCAACCGGCCACUCUUUGGUUCAACAAGGUGAGAAUGUGGACCGUUACACAUUGCGAUUGCCCGAAGAGUUGAGAAACACAAUAAUCAAGAGAUCAUUGGAACGGACCGGAAGUUGUGCUGCCUCGAGUUCUCACGAUGAGGGAUCAAAUAAAGGCGGAAGAUCUUAUAAACGAAUGGACAGUGUAGAGGGUAAAUCAGACCGGUGGACAUUCUCUAGAAUGCCGUCAUUCUUGUCGAGAGCGUUGUCGACGAGAUCAAAGGUGGUGGCCGGUGAUGGCGAGGCAUCGGCAUCUUCUGAACCGGGUUCGGUUAAAAAUGAUAAGACCGGUUCAAAAGACAAUGACCCGGCUAAGUUGCCGGUUUAAUUUAAGGGCCCGUUUUGGUUGUUAAAGGUGGUUGUACAAAUCGGCAAAGAAUGCAAGGUGGAUAGUAUUUUAUUGGCCACGUCAACAACUGGGGCCCACUCACGACAAACGGCUCGAUGGGCUGUUCAAAGAGGAGGCGAAUCUGCAAAUUGCAAUUGUGUCGGGGCUCGGUGAUAGUUGAGCCACUCAAAAAAUUCUCACUUGAAACCUUUUCGUUUUAAAAUAUUUUCAAAAGAUUAAAAUAUACAUUUUUUCCUUGGUAAAAUUUUUGAAAUGCGUUUUGAGUGGAUGUACAUAUUGUAUGCAUGUUGUUGUUUGUAAAUAACGAAACAUAUGAAUCUCAUUCUUGUUGCUUUUGGUACGUUGUUCUCGGUCACGGAAUCAAUGAAAUUCUUUUAACCA